This is a messenger RNA of Serendipita indica DSM 11827, 384 nucleotides long. The record is from the annotation of a GenBank genome assembly. Lineage: Eukaryota; Fungi; Basidiomycota; Agaricomycetes; Sebacinales; Serendipitaceae.
AUGUCAUCUCAAAAGUCGACUAAACUGAAUCAGGGGCCCUCGAAUGCUGCAGGACGAUCGCCAGGCAAGAAGGAUCAAGUCCAAAAUACGGCCAGUAUCGCACUGGAUGUAGUCGCAAACAUAGCAGAGGCCUCGGAUAUCCUCGCUCCUCUCAAAGCAGCCUGCAGAGCAACAAAGUCAAUCAUCGACGUCAAGCAGGCCAUCGACGAUAAUCAAGGAGACUGGAGUGACCUUUAUCCUCCACAGGAUAGGGUUGUCGACGAGGCUUUUAGCCAACCACUCGUUCGUUAUGUCGAAGUUCUCGAGGAUAUUCAUUGCGCUAUCGUCAAUGAUAGGCAUACGCGACCCCGCACCAGCCACGGUGCUUUUACGGCCAUCGGAAAA